AUGCAGACCAUUAAGUGUGUGGUUGUGGGUGACGGGGCAGUGGGUAAAACCUGCUUACUCAUCUCUUAUACAACCAAUGCCUUCCCCGAAGAGUACAUUCCCACAGUGUUUGACAAUUACAGUGCUCAAAUGAGCGUGGAUGGCCGCACUGUCAGCCUCAACUUGUGGGACACAGCAGGCCAAGAAGAGUAUGACCGCCUGCGUACUCUCUCUUAUCCUCAGACCAACGUUUUCAUCAUAUGUUUCUCCAUCGGCAGCCCAUCCUCUCAUGCCAAUGUCAGGCACAAGUGGCACCCUGAGGUGUCUCAUCACUGCCCCAACGUGCCCAUUCUGCUUGUGGGCACUAAGAGAGACCUGAGAAGUGAUGCAGAAACCGUGAAGAAGCUAAAGGAGCAGGGUCUGGCCCCCACCACGCAGCAGCAGGGCAACACCCUGGCCAAGCAGAUCGGGGCUGUUAAAUACAUGGAGUGUUCUGCUUUGCUGCAGGAUGGCGUCAGGGAGGUGUUUGCCGAAGCUGUGAGGGCAGUGUUGGCGGUGGGUCAUAAGUCCUGCCAGAGCUGCUAA
Messenger RNA from Menidia menidia (Atlantic silverside), 564 nucleotides. The record is from the annotation of a GenBank genome assembly. Lineage: Eukaryota; Metazoa; Chordata; Actinopteri; Atheriniformes; Atherinopsidae.